Gossypium raimondii (Peruvian cotton) is the source of this 1064-nucleotide messenger RNA. RefSeq names its product vacuolar protein sorting-associated protein 24 homolog 1. The record is from RefSeq and is a predicted model, not a curated record. NCBI's taxonomy places the organism in Eukaryota, Viridiplantae, Streptophyta, Magnoliopsida, Malvales, Malvaceae. The transcript is spliced from 6 exons. Gene Ontology annotation, cellular component: multivesicular body; ESCRT III complex. Bases 129 to 818 code for a protein of 229 amino acids. Gene Ontology annotation, biological process: late endosome to vacuole transport; protein transport; endosome transport via multivesicular body sorting pathway.
GUCUUGUGCUCACUGUGUACUCUCUUGUCCCUGAAAAGUGCAGAAGUAAGGCAAAUAAAAGAUUCCGGGGAAACAAAUGCCGAUGAGAAAAUUAGGAAUAAACUGAUAUACAAAGAGACUAGCAAAAGAUGGAUAAAUUUAAGAACAUGUUGAAACCCAAGCCGAACCCACAGCAAUUACUAAGAGAUUGGCAAAGAAAGCUUCGUCAAGAGUGUCGUAACAUUGAACGCCAAAUCAGAGAUGUUCAGAGAGAGGAGAAAAGUGUACAAAAAGCAAUUAGAGAAGCUGCCAAGAGAAAUGACAUGGGGUCUGCUAAGGCACUUGCAAAAGAAAUUGUAAUGUCAAGAAAAGCUGUGAACCGUCUAUAUGAGAAUAAGGCACAGCUUAAUUCAAUAUCCAUGCACCUCGGAGAAAGUGUUGCAAUUGCUCGUACUGUCGGUCAUCUUUCCAAGAGUGCUGAAGUCAUGAAACUUGUAAACAACCUCAUGAAAGCUCCACAAAUGGCUACCACAAUGCAAGAAUUUAGCAAAGAAAUGACCAAGGCUGGGGUGAUUGAAGAAAUAGUAAAUGAUGCUGUUGACACGGCAUUGGAUUCAGAAGAUAUAGAAGAAGAGACAGAAGAAGAAGUCAAUAAGGUUCUUUCGGAAAUAGCUGGGGAAACUGCUGCACAGCUUCCUGAAGCUGUUCGGAAGGAAAGAGCGAGGGUACCUACCCAAAGAGAAACCACUUCACAUCAAGAAGAAGCGAUUGCAGAGGGUGCAGAUGAUGAGGAAGAGUUGGAAGAGAUAAGGGCGCGACUCGCUCGAGUUAGAUCGUAAACCUUUAACUUCCAUUUUGGUGUUCUUUUGCUAUCUAUCAACUAAAAGUGUGUGUUUUGUGUUAGUAUUAAAUAGCUUCUUUUGUGCUCACCGUGAACCUACCAACCAUGCCAGCCAUUUAAAAGAGCUUUGAGUUCACUAGCCAUUAACGAGAGGGACUUACAAUUGUGGCAAUAGCCUCACUGAAAAUUCUAUUUUUGUUGUAAUAUUAUUAUGUAAAUAUAAUGUUUAAAAUAGAUUUGGUAA